CCACAAAUUGACACAGCAGCCAUUGGUUACUUUACACUACAGCUCCUCCGCGGAGGGGACAACAUAUUUCUGUAAUGGAAGUACUUCUCUGACCACUUGGAAACGAGCUGGGCCGGCGUAAUAUGGGCGUGACUUCUAAUGCUAAUGCUUCAAGCUAACGCAAAGACCAUGUUGGCGAGACUGUUCAGGCUCCACGGCCUGCUGGUGGCCGCCCACCCGUGGGAGGUGAUCAUCGGCACGCUGGCGCUCACCGUCUGCCUCAUGUCCAUGAACAGCCUGGCCGCCGGCGGCCACAUGUGCAGCUGGAACAACUGUCCCAAAGUCGACGAGCAAGUCCAGAGCAGCGACGUCAUCAUCCUAACUGUCACACGCUGCAUCGCCAUCGUUUACAUCUACUUCCAGUUCAAGAACCUCAGACAACUGGGCUCCAAAUACAUACUGGGUAUCGCAGGGUUAUUCACGCUCUUCUCCAGCUUUGUUUUCAGUUCAGUUGUCAUCCACUUUUUUGGCAGAGAGCUGACGGGCCUCAAUGAAGCGCUACCUUUCUUCCUCCUCCUCAUCGACCUGUCCAAAGCCUGCACGCUGGCCAAAUUUGCCCUCAGCUCCAACUCUCAGGAGGAGGUGAGGGAGAACAUCUCACAUGGCAUGGCCAUCCUGGGCCCCACCUUCACCCUGGACGCCUUGGUGGAGUGUCUGGUCAUCGGCGUUGGCACCAUGUCAGGCGUGCCACAGUUGGAGAUCAUGUGUUGUUUUGGCUGCAUGUCGGUCCUUGCUAACUACUUUGUCUUCAUGACCUUCUUCCCCGCGUGUGUCUCUCUGGUUCUAGAGCUGUCUAGGGAGAGUCGUGAGGGUCGCCCUAUUUGGCAGCUGAGCCACUUCGACCACGUGCUGGCCGAGGAGGAACACAACAAGCCCAAUCCUGUGACGCAGAGGGUAAAACUCAUCAUGUCUCUGGGUUUGGCUCUGGUGCACGCUCACACUCGACUGGCGGCCGAGCAUCCCGGACACAACCGCACCGUGGAAGGAUCGGUGCCGGAGAGACUGGAGUCCGCCGCCUCUAUGCGCCCACUGCAGCUGAACGGCAUGGACCUGGAGCAGGUGAUCACGCUCGGCCUGGCGCUGCUUCUCGCCGUCAAGUACGUCCUCUUCGAGCAGGCGGAGACGGAGUCCUCCUUGUCCAUCAAGAGUCCCGGCUGCAGGGCGGACUUCAAGAAGACCACCAGCAGCACUGCAGAAGAAGAGUGUAAACGUGUGUGCGGCGAGACAGAAGACAGGAUUGGACCUCCAGCGGCUGAAGAAUGUUCAGCACGGAGCAUCUCAGAUGGAGCACCACGGACUUUGGAGGAAUGUCUGGACGUCCUCGCUGAUCCCCAGCUAGGAGCCCGUUGCCUUAGCGACUGCGAGGUGAUGAGCCUGGUGGCGUCCCGCGGCAUCCCCAACUACAAGCUGGAGUCUGUGCUGGAGACACCAGAGAGGGGCGUGGCCAUCAGGAGGGAAAUGUUGUCAUCGAAGCUUCCAGUCGCCUCUGCCUUGUCUUCACUUCCUUAUAAGGACUACGACUACGCCAAGGUGAUGGGUACCUGCUGUGAAAACGUCAUCGGCUACAUGCCGGUGCCGGUCGGGGUGGCCGGUCCGCUCUUGUUGGAUGACCAGCAGUUUUACGUUCCCAUGGCGACCACAGAAGGCUGCCUGGUGGCGAGCACCAACAGAGGCUGCAGGGCUCUGUUUCUGAGCGGGGGCUGCCGCAGCAUGGUCCUCGCUGACCGCAUGACCCGGGGGCCCGUGGUGCGCCUGCCCUCGGCCUGCCGGGCCGCCGAGGUGAAGGCGUGGUUGGAGUGCAGCGACGGCUUUGGCGACCUCAAAGAGGCCUUCGACCAGACCAGCAGGUUCGCCCGUCUGGAUAAAUUGCUUGUGUGCUUAGCGGGCAGGAACCUCUACAUCCGCUUUGAGUCGCUCACAGGAGACGCCAUGGGCAUGAACAUGCUGUCCAAGGGCUGCGAGAAGGCUCUGCUCAGGCUCCAGCAGCACCACCCCGACGUGGAGGUCCUCUCCGUCAGCGGCAACUACUGCACCGACAAGAAGUCCGCCGCCAUCAACUGGAUCCUGGGCCGCGGCAAGUGCACCGUGAGCGAGGCCACCAUCCCCGCCACGGUGGUCAGUGAGGUUCUGAAGAGCAGCACGGCCUCCUUGGUGGAGCUGAACAUCAACAAGAACCUGGUGGGCUCGGCCAUGGCGGGCAGCAUCGGCGGCUUCAACGCGCACGCCGCAAACAUCGUAGCGGCCAUCUUCAUCGCCUGCGGGCAGGACCCCGCUCAGACGGUGGGCAGCUCCAACUGCAUCACUCAGAUGGAAGCUGCUGGCCCCGACGGCCAGGACCUCUACAUCACCUGCACCAUGCCCUCCAUCCAGCUGGGCACCGUGGGAGGGGGCACCAACCUGGCCCCCCAGCAGGCCUGCCUGCAGAUGCUGGGAGUGCAAGGCAGCAGGCCCGAGCAGCCGGGAGAGAACGCUCGCCAGUUGGCUCGCGUGGUCUGCGCCACCGUCCUGGCGGGGGAGCUCUCCCUCAUGGCGGCCCUCCAAGCGGGACACCUGGUCAAGAGUCACAUGACCCACAACAGGUCCAAGUUGAACUUAGCACAAACUGUGUCUGCAAAUUGUGGCGACGCCGUGUGAGCGACGUGGACUCCACCUCCUCCUCCAGUGCCUGGCAAUAAGGUUCUCUCUCCGCCUCCUCCUUUGUUGUGAGACUAAGACCAGCAGCGGGUGUUUAAGCCAUAACGGUCCCGUCUAUUCUAGAAUAUGAAAUGAUCACUUGUAGAUGACGAGGGUUUAUUCUGAACAAACUAUGUACAAAAUACUGUAACAAAACACAAGCAGGUGAAAUGUCACCAGAAAAUGUUGCAAUAUUGACAGUCAUACCACAAAACUGCCAUGUAAAAAGCAUCCAUCCAUUUUCUACCGCUUGUCCCCUCUCGGGCUGGCCGGAGCCUGUCUCAGCUGCAUUCUUAUUUAUUGAUAUUUCUAAGCACUUUUAUGAGUGGAUUCUCGAGACCUUUAGUUUCAUUUAUUUAUUUAUUUUAACUGUCAUUACUUAAAAAUAAUGAUUCAAAAUCAAUGUUGUUAUGAAUUAUUGACGGCUCACAUGACUUCGCAUCAAAAAGGGCAUAAAACAAAACAAAAACUGUCAAUGGAAGAUGUGAAGUUGACUUAUGGAUAUUAAAGGUUGAAAGUCAAAAUAAUAUAUGGCUUUUUUUCUUUUUUUUUAACACUUUAUUGACUGAGAUCCUCCUGGG
Molecule: messenger RNA, 3293 nt
Organism: Entelurus aequoreus (snake pipefish)
Lineage: Eukaryota; Metazoa; Chordata; Actinopteri; Syngnathiformes; Syngnathidae
Product: 3-hydroxy-3-methylglutaryl-coenzyme A reductase-like
Exons: 21
Coding region: 139-2673 (844 amino acids)
Biological process (GO): isoprenoid biosynthetic process; coenzyme A metabolic process; sterol biosynthetic process
Cellular component (GO): peroxisomal membrane; endoplasmic reticulum membrane
Molecular function (GO): hydroxymethylglutaryl-CoA reductase (NADPH) activity; NADP binding; protein binding
Source: RefSeq, a predicted model, not a curated record